Messenger RNA from Lachancea lanzarotensis, 813 nucleotides. It is a transcript of the gene RTN1, whose product is annotated as LALA0S04e06018g1_1. The record is from RefSeq and is a predicted model, not a curated record. The transcript has a single exon. NCBI's taxonomy places the organism in Eukaryota, Fungi, Ascomycota, Saccharomycetes, Saccharomycetales, Saccharomycetaceae. Bases 1 to 813 code for a protein of 270 amino acids.
AUGUCCUCUGCUUGCGACUUGUUGUACUGGAAAAACCCGGUGGAAACCGGUAAGGUGUUUGGUGGCGCUCUUGUGGCGUUGUUGGUGCUAAAAAAAGUGAACCUGGUGUCAUUUUUGUUGCGUGUUCUUUACACAAGUAUGUUCACAACCGCAACGGUAGAGUUUUUGUCAAAUUUGUUUUUGGGCCAAGGCUUGGUGACCCGGUACGGAAUCCAAAGCUGUCCCGAUGUGGUUGGGUUCUUGAGACCCCGUAUCGAUGCGUUUUUGGCUCGUGUGCCACCCACAAUGGCCAAAUUCCGUACAACUCUCAUGGCACAAUCGCCCAAGAGAACUUACAAAGCUAGUGGGGCUCUGUACGUCCUGAGCAAACUGUUCAGCGUGCUAUCGGUGUGGAGCAUUCUUUUCAUCGGAACUAUCGGUGUGUUCACGGUACCCGUAGUUUACAAGACUUUCCAAAAGGAGAUCGACGCCACGGUUGCCCAAGGUGUCGAAGCCGGCAGACACCAUGCUUCCGCUUUGCAAUCCACCGUUGCUGAAAAGGCUAACCCAUACGUGAAGCAACUCGACGAAAAAUUGGGUCCUGUUUCCGGUUUCAUCAAAUCCAAGGUCCCUGCCACCAGAGUAGGAGGCUCCAACGUCACCGCCGAGUCCUCGACCGCCAAGUUGGCCGCAAACGUUCCUUUUGAAGAACCAGCGCAGGCUCAUACUUCUUCCGCUGAUUUCCCCACUGCUCCUUCCACCAACCUAGGCCACAUCGUCACCGAUGAAACUACCGGUCUAGCACAUGAUGUUCACGAGCCAAUCAGGGAAUAG